UGGACAUUCUGUGAGGGGGACACCCUUAGGUUGAUCACAAAAACUAUUUCUGAGCCAGCGAAACCGACAUCGGCAGGACACCCUUGCAGAACGCAGAACCAUUGGUGCGACUUUAUAUUUGAGUAAGGCAUAUUUGACACGGGACAUCUUGUGCAAACAAGAAAACAACAACAACAACAACAACAACACAAUAACAAGAGCAAAUCAUCCUACACCAUGAUCGAAUCGUUGUUUGUUCUCUCUUCAACAGGGAAAGUCAUCAUUGAGAAACACUGGCAUGAGCUUAUUCCACGUCCUGUGGUUGAUUACUUUAAUGAACAGGUCUCCAAAGCCAUGGCUGCAAGCGAGGAUAUCUCACGAGAGGACGUACUGCCCAUCAUCCCUUCGCCAAAAUACCAACUUAUCAAUGUAUACCGCGACGGACUUACAUAUCUUAGUCCUGUGACCAAAGAAGUCGAUCCGAUGAUGGUUUUUGAGUUCUUACACCGGAUUUUGGAUAUUAUGCAAGAGUAUUUUGGCACGGUAUCAGAAACAACUAUUAAAGAGAACUUUGUCACUGUUUAUCAACUGUUGGAGGAAAUGAUGGACGAUGGAUAUCCGCUCACGACUGAACCCAAUGCGCUUAAGGAAAUCGUACCAGCACCCAACAUCCUUGACAAAGUCAUUAGUACCAUGGGUGCCCCAACAUCAGUCUCGACAAAAAAGAUGCCCCAUGGUAUGUCCAAUUUACCAUGGAGAAAGGCUGGUGUAAAGUAUGCAACCAAUGAAAUAUACUUUGAUAUCAUUGAGGAAAUCGAUGCCAUUGUGGACUCCACUGGAAAAGCCGUAUCAUGUGAAGCUCAUGGAACCAUUCAAGCCAACUGUCGACUCUCAGGCAUGCCUGAUUUGACUUUAAGCUUAGUGAACCCAAGACUAGUGGAUGAUUGUAGCUUCCAUCCUUCAGUACGCUUCAACAAAUGGGAGUCAGAUAAAGUUCUUUCUUUCGUGCCGCCAGAUGGUCACUUUCAACUCAUGAGUUAUCGUGUCAACCUCCCUAGUCAACAAAACUUACCAGUACAAGUCAAACCAUCGAUCAAUAUUGGAACCAAUGGCGCCAAAUUCGAUAUCACGGUCUGUCUCAGAAACACAGAAGGCAAGUCUCUAGAGGAUGUUGUGCUGAUUCUACCUCUCCACAAAUCCACUACAAAUUUGACAGCGCAUUGUAAUGUGGGCCAAUACAUGUUUGAUCCUGUUGGGAAGGUCCUUCGGUGGGAUAUUGGCAAGAUCGUACCGCGGGAGCGUGCACCUGUUAUUUCUGGCUCUUUCGCAUUCGGCUCAGCAAAUAGCGAAGCAGCUGCAAAUGCAGGAUAUAAUAUUGGCUUGGAAUUCAUGAUCAAACAACAUUCUCUCUCAGGACUUAUGCUCGAAGGAAUGAAACUGUUUAAUGAAUCUAAACCCUUCAAGCUUAGACGCAUUACUAAAGCUGGCAGAUACCAAAUUCGCGCGUAGCGUUGAUGAUUU
Molecule: messenger RNA, 1500 nt
Organism: Lobosporangium transversale
Lineage: Eukaryota; Fungi; Mortierellomycota; Mortierellomycetes; Mortierellales; Mortierellaceae
Product: AP-3 complex subunit MU-2
Exons: 6
Coding region: 217-1488 (423 amino acids)
Biological process (GO): endocytosis; intracellular protein transport
Cellular component (GO): cytoplasmic vesicle; clathrin adaptor complex
Source: RefSeq, a predicted model, not a curated record